Messenger RNA from Arabidopsis arenosa, 906 nucleotides. NCBI's taxonomy places the organism in Eukaryota, Viridiplantae, Streptophyta, Magnoliopsida, Brassicales, Brassicaceae. The record is from the annotation of a GenBank genome assembly.
AGGAAAGCAGCUACAAGACAUGUCAAGGUUUCGAUCGUUGUUGCAAGCCUCAGUAAAUGCCACAAAGAAGGCUCUUACAUGGAACGUUGAAGAAUGGGUGCCACCUGCAGAGAAGCAUAUAUUUAAGUUCCACUCGAAAGAGGACUUAAAGAAAUGGCAUCUCUAUUCCGAUUCUGAAUAUGGAGGAUUAUCUUCGGCUUCCUUGGAGAUCCCAGAUAAAGAAGAUGGAUCAGAUUGCACUGGAAUUUUCUCGGGGAACCUAUCUGUAGACCUUAGUGAAGGAUCAAAAUGGAACAUCAGUCGAAGUGGUUUCUGUGGAAUGCGCUCAAAGAAGUUUGAUGGCUUCAUUGAUCUCGAUGGGUAUGAUGCAAUAGCCCUGAGGCUGAGAGGAGAUGGAAGAUGUUAUAUCUCUACCAUCUAUACCGAAAACUGGGUGAACUCACCAGGACAAGCUGAAGAUAACUCGUGGCAAGCUUUUGUUUUUGCUCCAAAGGACAGUUGGUAUACAGCUAAGGCAAGUCCUACUACUUCUAUAGAUAUUCCUCUAGCUCGAUACUUGCCAACAUGGAGAGGAAAUGUUAUAGAUGUGGAAAUGGAGAUGAAUCCAGGUCGUGUUCUGGGUAUGUCACUGUCCGUAAACGCAGAAGGUGGUGCGGUUGGAGCUAAAUCAGGAGCAGGUGAUUUCCGAGUAGAAAUUGACUGGAUCAAAGCCUUGAGAUUGCCGUAAAUGUUGAACAAUAUAGCAAUGUAUGAUGUUUUUGUUGUUCUUGGUUUUAGCUUGUAAAAACCAGGCCUGAGUUGAUGAUACUUGGUGGCCAAAAGAUUGUUGCAUUGUCUUGCGGCAAAGUUGGUUUUCACAUUGAGCCAUGUUUUUACCAUGUCAUAAAAUAAAAAUCCAACACAAAU